Bipolaris sorokiniana ND90Pr is the source of this 1470-nucleotide messenger RNA. RefSeq lists its product as uncharacterized. Bases 1 to 1470 code for a protein of 489 amino acids. The record is from RefSeq and is a predicted model, not a curated record. The transcript has 7 exons. NCBI's taxonomy places the organism in Eukaryota, Fungi, Ascomycota, Dothideomycetes, Pleosporales, Pleosporaceae.
AUGGCUGCGGUGACUGCUUGGUUUAUCUUCAGAUUUCUGCAACAAGAAUCAGCCGCAGGGCGUCAAAGACGCCGCCAGAGAAACGAGUAUCUCCCCUCCAUUAUCAAGGAAUUGGUUUCUACAGCGGCACCACAAAAGUCCUUGGUCGAACUUGAGAUUCAGCUAGAAGAACUCUCGCAACUGCGACACAUUUUAAAGAUUGCCAUGCAAGAUCAGGAUGAUUGGAGUAACUUCAGUGUCAUUGACCAAUUUCAAACAGCAUCCAUCCGCUACCAACUAUGCGAGAUAAUCUAUGUCUUGGCUCUAGCCAAUAAGAUAUACACACCAUCUUUCAGGGGUGGCUAUUUACAGCGGGCACAGAAGAAGAGCACCAACUAUGAGCCCGUCAAAAAGGACAAUAUUAUGCUUACAGCCUUCCUUCUCCUGGCAAUCAGCCUCUAUGAAAGCGCAACUGGCGAUCAUACCUUUUCGGAAGAGAAUGCCUUGGAGCUCGUUAUCGACAAUAGCCACCGCUAUCGACAUUCAGCUACAACAUUGGCACAGGCCCUCUUCGAAAACUUUAGCAUCUCAUCAUAUUGCCUGUAUGCAUGCGAGCCCAACUGGAUAUACACAUUCUGCAAUUUGAACGGCAUAAAUAGCUUACUUGCACACGAUGAAAAUACGGGUCGACGCGAUGUGGAACUGGUUCGCGCCUCGUUCCAUAAAGCUUUAGUUGAGGACUUUAUGGACGAAAGUGGAAGCGCACACCCGAUUCGUUCAUCUCCGACCGGGCUACGUCUUCCUAACAUUGUUGGAGCUGCCAAUGAGUUCUCGGUUUCGUGCCUCGCCGCACCGAAUUUCCCUGACCUGUCGCUUCGUUCCUAUGCGAUUGCACGUCAUGAAUACAUGGAGUUUGACUCUCAGUGUAAACUUUCGUUCAAGAAUAUACAGAGCGGAGACAUGCUCGAUCCUGGAAACUACGGCAGUUCGAUGGCCUUGAUGUACGCGUCUAGUCUGAUGGCCGCACACGAGCAUGGGGACAAUGAGGUUACCCGCCAGAUUACCACCAUGAUUGACAAUGAUCAAGCUUUGCUACGGACUGAGAAAGACGGGUUUGUUUGGUACGAAGGAGCCUCGUUGUUCAUGAAGUGUCAACUUCUGCGCGCUCGGCUCUGGCUUCGGUCUGGCUGGAACCGCUUCAUGCAGCCUUCGAGUGAUGCAGUGCAACGUGGUCCAUAUCUUACAGAUGUCAACUUUGAAGAGGCCAUGGUCGCGAAAGCAAUAUCCUACACCGGCGAUGAUUUAGACCUCGUACUCUAUCCCGGCACGGAAGCGAUAUCCACGUGGAUAUCUAUCAAGAAUCUUAAGCCAAGCUCAGGUUACAUGAUUAAGGACUGUAUGAGGUUUGCCUCUAACGAGCAGGGUGAGGCAAGAAUCUCUGUUCAGCUAGACGGGAGAACUGCUAUCCAAAUUGCCCCAGCUUUAUCAUGA